Messenger RNA from Lycium barbarum (goji berry), 1665 nucleotides. Its product is annotated as cryptochrome-2-like. Bases 1012 to 1314 code for a protein of 100 amino acids. The transcript has 3 exons. The record is from RefSeq and is a predicted model, not a curated record. Lineage: Eukaryota; Viridiplantae; Streptophyta; Magnoliopsida; Solanales; Solanaceae. Gene Ontology annotation, cellular component: nucleus; cytoplasm. Gene Ontology annotation, molecular function: FAD binding; DNA binding. Gene Ontology annotation, biological process: entrainment of circadian clock by photoperiod; circadian regulation of gene expression.
UCCUAUGUAUUUCAGAAACGUGAUUGUAGCCUUUUAGUUCUUCUACAGUGUUGCUAUUGGACUUUGUCUUCAGGCCACUCCACUUGAUCACAGGAAGCCUAAUCUUUUAUAUAUACUUACUAUCUUUUUGCAUCUCCAGCAGAUUUUGAUACCCCGUAUGGGAUGUUCCCAAUAGUUGUUCUUGAAUUUUGUCUUAUCUAAUCAUCUGUUUUGGUUACUCCAAUCUUGGUACUUAAAAUUCAGUACUAAAUUUCUUAUUAACUCCUUAUUGGUCCUCUUCUAACAGUUUUUUUGUGUGGAAUUAUUGGUAUGGGGUGACAUUGAUUUUGGUUUCUUGAGUAUUAGUACUUGUUUUCUUUACUUGGGUUUUGUCAAAAUAUGAUUUUUAUUUUGGGCAAGAUUGGAUUUUUUUGAUAUUCUGAGAUUUGGGUUGAAGAGCUGAAGUGAAGAUAUUUGUUGGGGAUUGUUUGGAUUUGUCCAAUUUUGUGAGAAUCUUGGUGAGUAUAAGUACUGGUUGGCUUUAGUUGGGUUUUGGCAAAAUAUGAUUUUUCACUUAGUCUGAUGGUUUUCUUGGGAAUAUGAUGAAAAAUUGGACUGAAUUUUGAGCAAGAUUAAAUUUUUAUGAUAUUCUGAGAUUUGGAUUCAAGAGCUGAAGUGAAGAUAUUUGGUUAGGGAUUGUUUGGUUUUGUCAAUCUUUUUAGGAUCUGUGGGAACUGAAAUGGAGAGCAAUUCUAACACUAUUGUCUGGUUUAGGAGGGAUUUGAGAAUUCAGGAUAAUCCAGCUUUAGCUGCUGCUGCUAGAAAUGGAAGUAUUUUACCAGUGUUUAUUUGGUGUCCUAAAAAAGAAGGGCAAUUUUAUCCAGGUAGAGUUUCAAGAUGGUGGCUGAAGCAAUCUCUAAUUCACUUGGAACAGUCUUUGAAAUCUCUUGGAGCUGAACUUUGCUGAUAAAAGCUCAGAGUACACUGUCUGCUCUCUUGGAGUGUGUCGAUGCUGUUGGAGCAACAAAAGUUAUGUGCAAUCAUCUAUAUGAUCCUGUUGCACUUGUUCGUGACCACAAUAUCAAGCAAAAGCUGGGAGAACUUGGCAUAUCUGUUCAGAGCUACAAUGGGGACUUACUGAAUGAACCAUGGGAAGUCUAUGAUGAUGAUGGACAAGUUUUUACAACAUUCAAUGCAUACUGGGAGAAGUCUUUGCUUAUGCAAAACAAUCCUGUUUCACACCUUCCUCCUUCGAGAUUAAUUCAAGCCGCAGGAUCAGUUAAAAUGUGUUCGAUUGAGGAACUGGGACUGGAAAACAGCUCUGUUGCAGUGUGAAAAAGUGCAUUAACUUCAGUCUUUUUAAUUUGGAGCUGUGGACUGUUUCAUAGGAAGCUUUCACUAAAACGUUUUCAUCUUUCUGCCUUUUGCAAACCUAUUUUUAGUACCUAUAUUCUUUGUCAUUUUCCUGAAGGUAAUUUUAUGUAGAGUUUUUGGACUCGGAGAAUCCAAAAAUGCUUUGAUAGAACAAAGAAAACACCUGCCGCUGUUAAGUCGUAAAUGUAUUCAGAACUUAAAAAGUAUAGUAUAAUACUGAUUUUUUCUAUUGACACUUUUGUAAUGUUAGAUUUUCUGGAAUCCUUUCAUACCUAAAGGAUUCCUUUUUUCCUAUGCUUUCUUCAGUACCAG